AUGGCAGACAGUGUUGUAAUUGAGAAAAAUGAUAUUAUUCUUGAUAGGCUGGAUGCCGUCAAAGAUUAUUUUUCGCAGAAGCAAUCAAUUCCUAUUGAUACCAUUAUCGCACAUUUAAAGUAUUUUUUAACAAUUUCAAGUCGAUAUUAUUUCUUCAAUUAUUUACCAAACAGUAUCAGGACGAUUCUAGUACUUUUUGAUGAUAUCAAAAACGAAGGUCCCAACACUUUUAAAUUCCAAAAUGCUGCAGUUCGUUUUAAUCAAAUAUAUGAUUUAAUUAUAGCUACAAAACCAUCAACAGAAUCAUCAGAUACUCUCAGAAAGAUCAUUUCUGUUACUCCAUUCGAACUAGAAUCACAAACAAUGAAGUAUCACUGGAGAGAGCAGUAUACAUUUGAAGAAUCGAUAUUUUUCAGUGAUGAUCACCUGAAGCCGUUCAUUGAUAAGUUCCUUGAUGAGCUAGACCCAGCAAAAACGUAUUAUCAAAUUUUGGAUUUCUCCAAAAACUGCGCAUCUUAUCUACAGGAAGCAUAUAGUAUCACAGAAGCACAACCACAGAUACAAGCAUUCUCAUCAAGAGCUCUUUGGAAGACAUAUUUCAAGUUUGCAGGUUCAAUUUUCCCUUAUCAUCCAACAGAUGAGAAAUUCAUCAAGCAAGUAUCUUACCUUCGCUCGCGGCCACCUUCUGACCUCAUGAUUCGUGAAAAAUUCUUACCAAGCGGAACAUUUGAUGUUCCCUUGAACAAACAGCCAACAUUAUACAAGCAUACUGUCGACGCAGCAAACUACUUAGCAUUCGAUGAAAUUCCAGACGAUUUAUUUUACCACAUUUCAGUUCUUCACGAUAUUGUUUUCGAAGAGUUAGUUACAGUCAUGUAUAACCGUACAGAUAAAAAACAACCGUUAUCCCAAUACAGAGCUGACGUUUCUUUAGGUCAAGAAGAUAUUAUGCCGAUUAUUAUCAUGAUUCUUGUUUUGGCUGACAUUCCGAACCUCCCUGAUAUUGCUAAUUUCUUUAAUGACUAUACAACUCAAAUCGAAGUUAAUUCAAAGAGUGGCUUGUAUAUGGCGAAUAUCCUUACAGCGUUUGGAGCAAUUAUGAAUUGGGAAAUCCCUCAAUAG
Messenger RNA from Trichomonas vaginalis G3, 1122 nucleotides. RefSeq names its product vacuolar sorting protein 9 (VPS9) domain family. NCBI's taxonomy places the organism in Eukaryota, Parabasalia, Trichomonadida, Trichomonadidae. The transcript has a single exon. Bases 1 to 1122 code for a protein of 373 amino acids. The record is from RefSeq and is a predicted model, not a curated record.